This is a messenger RNA of Haemonchus placei, 1926 nucleotides long. The record is from the annotation of a GenBank genome assembly. NCBI's taxonomy places the organism in Eukaryota, Metazoa, Nematoda, Chromadorea, Rhabditida, Trichostrongylidae.
UCACGGGUUCUGGAACCGGCACAAUUUAGAGAGAAGAGAGUCGAUGUGAGAUUGGUGGCCCCACUAGCCUCGUCCAUCCAUCAGAAUGCCGUUUUCAUACUAGUAACGCCGACGAGAUUGAUCAAGUAUGAGGGAGAAAACAGUAACAUCCUAGAGAAGACAAAAGCCACUCAAAUAUGUAUACACAUAACGACCAAGUCGGAUUUGUUUUGUACUGCAUCGAAAGCAGAAAACGUAUCAGGAUGUCCAAGAGAUUUUAUGGCUCUGCUUGGUGGUGGUGAACCGGAUUUCGAUUUGCCACGGAAUACAAUCGAACCAUUUGAAAAUGUUAUCGCUAAAACGAAUCUCGUUCUCCGAGUCACCGAUGACUAUAAACUCCAGUCUGUGACUCUGAUUUUCGACUUUGGCUCAGAAGUGUACGUAUGGAGUGGACGUAAUGCCCGGAAAACCACUGGACGUUAUGCCGUGGAGUACGCCCAGCAGUUGGUACGCAUUCCUGGCUUAUUGCCAAAUACCGUACUACUCAAAAAUUGCCUGUUUGCUGCGAAAUUCUCAGAUUGGCAAACUAGCGAGACAAAGAUCUACAGUACACCUAAACCUUUCCAACCAGAGGUAAAAUUUACGGAUCGAUGGAACCUGAUUGAUUAUUGGACUCAACUAACGAUGACCCUUUUUCAGAUCCCUCUGCAUUGCCCAGACGAGAAGCUACAUGCCCAAGACCAAGAGCUGACCCGUGAAAUGAAAGAUGUUGUCACCGAAAGUGUGACAUUUUGGCAACUGAUUGGUGAAGAAUUGGAGCCCAUCGAACAGACGAAUGUUUUUGUCGACGAUAGCUGCUAUGUGAUACGUUGGCAGUACCGAAUUCAAACUUCAGGAAUUCGUCGUCUUCGUUCUGGUCAGCUGUCGGAAAAGGAAACAGGUCGAGAACGAGUAGCGUUCUUCUACUGGCUCGGUGCCAAGACGUCUCCGAAGCAGCAAGGGUUAUGUGCUGUACGAUUGUCACAUAUGGACAAAGAAAAACAUCAACAUGUUCGUGUUGCCCAUCUUUCGGAGCCUCCAUUGUUUCUCAGCCUCUUCCAUGGGAAAUUCAUCGUUCGGCGUUCAGAGUCGGAGACGUCUACUACGCGGGUAUUUUUCGUUGGUGGAUGUUCAUCAGCUGAAAGUUAUGCCAAUGAGAUCGAUGCGACUCCACCACUUCGAUCCCAUGCCGUCUAUCUGAGGGUCGCUCCAGAAUCAAUCACGGUUAUCGCCGGUUUUUCAAGUAGUUGUAGUAAUGAUAAGAGUCACAAUAAUAGAUUGAUUACAUUACAGGAGUCUGUACGUAUAGAAACGCAAACGGAAGGCGAGGACCCCAAGAUUAAGUGGAUCAAAGCUGUUGGCAGGACGAAGACUCCUCGUCUCUUUCGAAUCUUCGAAUUUGAAGCUGCCGAAGUUCUCAGCGCUCAGUACCACCAGUACUGCCCAUUUCCAGCUAUACAGGCUGCCCUCGUAGACACCAUCCUUGUCGAUGUCGGUGACCGGUUAUGGAUUUGGAACGAGCGUACUCCCACGACCUUCGCUCUGCGAGUUGCGGAUCUGUAUUGGAAAGGCAGGACGGGCGACGUUACGGUGAUUGGAAAGGGCAAAGAGCCAGAAGAGUUCAUGGCCCUUUUUGCUGAGUGGAAUGAAUGGCCCGAGGGAUACGAUCCACAGUCGCCACCAAGACCUCUCAAGGUAUCCCAUCUCUUCACCGAAAGGACGCAGACGUUCACCGUUGAAGCACUUCGAUCACGAACAUCUCUUCCAGAAGGGAUUGACACGAAAAACUUGUUACAGUAUCUCUCAUCAGAAGAUUUCCGAAGCGUUUUCUCUAUGUCUGAAGAAGAAUUCGCAAAAUUACCUGCAUGGAAACAGAUUCGAUUAAAAAAAGAGGCAGGAUUAUUCUAA